GUUGGCCAUGUCCCAGUCCCAGUCCCAGUCCCAGUCCCAGUCUCAGUCCCAGCCCCAGUCUGAUCCCACGGCGUCGAAGGAAUGGGUGCUCGAGCCCGAGACUGAGUACAGGUUCGAACUGGACCCCGGCACGUCCGUCGCGAUCAAGCUCGCGGAUGGCCAGGCGGAGGUCUUCGGCGCCGAGCUCGUCGAGGGCAAGACGUACCUCUUCGGCCACGAGUGCAAGGCCGCCGUCUUCUCGUGGCAAGGCUGCACCCUCCAGGUCGUAGGCCACCCCUCCACAGAAUAUGUAUCCGAGGAGACGCCCAUGCACGCCUACGCCAACGUCCACCUCGCCCUCGAGUCCAUGCGCGUCCGCGCCCUCCGCGCCCUCCACGGCUCCCCCGUCCUAUCCCCCGCACCCGCACCCGGCCGCAGCAGCAGCGGUGACACGGAGCGCGCCGACCCGCCGCGCGUGCUCGUCCUCGGGCCCGAAAACUCGGGCAAGACGAGCGUGUGCAAGAUCCUCGCCAACUACGCCGUGCGCGCCGGCCAGGGCUGGGCCCCGAUCUACGUCAACGUCGACCCCGCAGAGGGCGGCUGGGCCGUCCCCGGCGCGAUCUCCGCCGCCUCCGUCCCCGGGCCCAUCCCCACCGCGACCCCCGCGAGCCCCCUCGGCUCCGCCGCGACCAGCGCGCCGACCGUGCUCGCCUCCAACGCCCUCGUCCCCCUCGCCUACUGGUACGGCCACCCCGAGAUCCGCCGCAACCCCCUCCUCGUCGACCGCCUCGUCCGCAACCUCGGCGAGAACGUCAACGACAGGCUCGAGGCCGACCCCCAGGGGAGAGCGGCGGGCGUCAUCGUCGACACCCCGUCCUCGUUCGCCUCUUCUUCUGGCUCCGCGAGCGCCGACCACCGGUCGAUGCUCAUCAAAGCCUGCGUCGACGCCUUUCGAAUAAACACCAUCCUCGUCGUCGGGCACGAAAAACUCAACGUCGAGAUGCAGCGCGCGUACGGCGACCGCAUGACCGUCGUCAAAAUCCCAAAAUCCGGCGGCGUCGUCGAGCUCGACGCGUCCUACCGCCAGCGCGUACACACCUACCAGAUGCACCACUACAUGUACGGGCCCCCGCUCGUGCCCCCGCCCGGCGUCCCGUACGGCACCGCCUCCGCGGGCGGCGAGACCGCGCUCGACAUGCACCUCGCCCCGAGCAGCUCCGUGAUCGGCUUCGACGAGCUCACGAUCUACCGCAUCGGCGAAGAAUCGAUGGCGCCCUCUUCGGCGCUGCCCAUCGGCGCGACGCGCACCGUGUCCGAGAUGCAGCCCGUUAAGAUCGACCCGGCGUCGCACGCCUCGGGCCUGCUCAACGCGGUGCUCGCCCUCCUCGCGCCGCCGUACCACGACGACGAGGCGGAGCGCUAUGACGAGGAGGUGCUCGACCUGCACGUCGUCGGGUUCCUCGCCGUGACGAGCGUGGACGUGCCAAAUCGGCGGAUGACGGUUCUCUCGCCGAGCCCAGGGUCGUUCGCGGGCCGCACGGCGGUCAUCGGCUCGUUCGAGUGGUCCGAGCAGUGAGCCGCGAACCACAAACAAAAUACAGACGUACAAAAUACAGUUGGUAUAAAAUAUCGAAUAAGUUUACGCUUGUCCCAUACUCUACUCUUCAUAAUCUACACCCGCGCCGACGCCUGUUCUUUGCCGAUGGCCCGAAGCAGAUC
Messenger RNA from Heterobasidion irregulare TC 32-1, 1698 nucleotides. RefSeq lists its product as uncharacterized. Gene Ontology annotation, molecular function: ATP hydrolysis activity; polynucleotide 5'-hydroxyl-kinase activity. Gene Ontology annotation, cellular component: mRNA cleavage factor complex; nucleus. The coding region runs from base 8 to 1555 and encodes 515 amino acids. The transcript has 9 exons. The record is from RefSeq and is a predicted model, not a curated record. Lineage: Eukaryota; Fungi; Basidiomycota; Agaricomycetes; Russulales; Bondarzewiaceae. Gene Ontology annotation, biological process: tRNA splicing, via endonucleolytic cleavage and ligation.